ACGUGAUCUGAGAGUCGUAUUGACGCGCCCUCCGAUAUAGCCUAGCAAGCCUUCUUCUUAAUUCACUGGGCGACCCAAGCUGUGAAGCCGUCCUGCAUGUUUGCAUCCAUGUACAUCCUUGCUUCCUUAAGGUGUUGCACCCACAUCUUCCAUAGGAGACAGAUUUACUCAUUGAUUUUAUUUCAGUUUGAAGAAAAUAGAUUGGGCCUAUGAUGGAGCAGAUCGUUACGCAUGUAGGUCUCAACGAGUUGCGAUUUUAUCAGAUCGUAUGCGUUUUGUUUCAUGUAUCAUAUCUGAGUGUAGUUGCGCACCGAACAGCGUAUAUUAAUUUUGAAACGUUAACUAACAUUAACUACUGAAGUUUCUACAUGUUCGAAACGUGUUAGGAACACGUUUAGUGUUCAUAUUUACUUCCCGCCGGAGGACUUCAACAAUAGAGUGGAAAGGGAGGGCCGCUGCCCCAGCUGUAUCCAGCUCCUACUUACGCCAAAUGCCAGCUGAUCGAAUACAGAAAAUUGCAUUAGGCUAAUAGGCCUACGGAAAAUUAACGAAAAGACCUUCCAUUUUGUUUUGUUAUAUUUUGCAGAAGCGAGCUUUGAUUUGAAUAUCCAUUGUGACGGUUUUACUUUGUCCCAACGUUUUAAAUGCGGUUGUUUAUCGUUAGUAGUUUUUACGUCGAGAAAGUAAUAGCGAAAUGGCUACUGUAAAUAUGGCUGAUCCCAUUUAUCAUAGUACACUAUUGUUUCCGCACCAAAUGUGCAAUCAAUUGUGAUUUGUUUAUGGUGAAAUGACUGGCCGAAACGUCGUAAUGGGAUCUACCGAGUCAUCGUGUACAUGCACUGGAUGGUGGUUCUUAGGGGGGUACGUUCUCACUUCGUUUGUGCUCCUUAAGAACCCUACGCUUUUACAUAAAAAAAAGAAGACCAAGUUUACAUGUGUUCACAUCAGCCAUCGAGGAGGUGCGUUUGAGCGGCUGGAGAACACGUUGGAGGCCUUUGACUACGCUGUAAAUAAGUGUGGCACAGACAUGCUCGAGCUUGACGUUCAUUUAACUUUAGACAAACAGGUUGUCGUCUGCCACGAUCUUUCGCUUCUGCGAACGACCGGAGUGGAUAAGAAGAUCUACCAGCUCUGCUACAAGGAUCUUCCGUUACUGCGUUCAUCACUUUACGUUGAGUUUAUGGACGGUUUACCAUGUGCUCAAAUGCGUGAAAAUGUCGACCGGCGUAUUCCUCUGCUUAGAGAAGUGUUCGAAAGGUUUCCUAAUGUUGCCAUCAGCAUCGAUAUUAAGGACAAUGACGAUGAACUAAUCGAUCGGGUUCACGAACUGAUCGUGAAGUUUGACCGGCAAGAGAUGACUAUAUGGGGAAAUAUUUCGUAUGUUGUUACACAAAAGUGCUAUAACCGGGACCCGUCGAUUCCAAUCUUCUUCUCAGCUCCACGUGUGGCUUGGCUUGCGUUUCUCGCAUGGACCGGUCUACUCCCAUUUGUGCCUAUUCGAGAAACGUGUUUGGCCAUCCUGCAUCCCACUUCAAUGGAGCGAAACUCUGAAUUCAAAGACUUUAUCGCUUCAAAUCCCAUCUACUGGCUCGUUCUAAAAACGAUUGAUAUCGCUUUGAUGAGGCCAUUCAUUGUCGACCAUUUGCGUAAACGAGGCAUUCAGGUUUACUUCUGGGUGUUUAAUGAUUGCAAUACAUUCUCGAAAGGCUACGAGUUAGGAGCCACGGGCAUCAUGACGGACUGUCCAUCUCUGCUCAGGGCCUACUUGCAGGAAAAUCCACACAUUGUGAGUGCCCGGAUGCAAGGCGCUGAUAUCGACUAUAUCAACUAAGAAAUUAUAUGUUCGAACCAUUUUUUCCGUGUACGAAUGGCCAUGUAGGUCUACUUAAAUAAAUUUAUUUAAUGUGCAGUGAGGUGCGGGACAAUUAAUACCUUUGGAGUGCAACGCCAAACUAGUGUAUCCUUGCUUUUAUGAGAUCUUAAACAGGAAACGAACUGUACGACAGUUUUUAAUCGCAUGAAAUAAAAGAAUUUUUGUUGAAUGAGAUGCAACUUUUGAUUAUUGAGAAAUAUCCAAGAGAGUGUUGAACUAUUACUUAUAUACCUAUAGAAUAUCCUCAUAUAUUUCAAUGUAAUGUAUUAUUGCGCGGAGAGUUGGCGCAAUAACAUUGUGCGAAAGAUUUCGACAAUCUCAAAAAUGGGUAAAAGUAACAUAGAGGUUUAUUUGAAAAUGCUAAAUCUUCCACAAAAAUGUGUGUAUCUCUGAAAAGGCGCGGACAACCAAAGUGGUUAAAGUCCUCGUGGUAACACAUGUUACAACCAUAAUGGUGUUCGUACUGAUGUAAUCUUAGUAAAUUUUCAUCGAGCCUAGAAUAUGCGCAGCAUGUUUUACUAUAUUUACAAGUGAAAAAUUAAAACAUAAGAUGAAGUCUGUAUUUAGUAAUACCGCUAUUUAUAUUAAAUGUAAAAGUAAAAAAAUAGAAAUAAUCUGUGCAAUGUGUAAAAAUAAAGUUAAGUACAAAAAAUUUUACGCUUCAAUUUUGUGUUCUAAUAGUGUUUGAAAUAUAAUUUGGAUUUAUCGGAAGCGUAUGUACAUCUGAGAAGUUAGUGAAGGUAUUUUUAAAGGCCCACCAAGAGAGUUUAUCUGCUUCUGGGCAACUUUGUUGUGAUGCUGUCUCGAAAACAAGAAGAAGAAGACCAAGUGGGACUUCCUAAGUACAAUUGCUUAUUUGAACCAAAAUUUUUAAAAAUGCCCAACUUUUGCUUGACAUAAGACUAAGAUACUGCCUUCAUACGCACUUCGAUUAUUCAAUCACAACAACUACUCGUAGAAUUGUUCCUAAUUUCAA
Varroa destructor (honeybee mite) is the source of this 2849-nucleotide messenger RNA. RefSeq names its product queuosine-tRNA galactosyltransferase-like. NCBI's taxonomy places the organism in Eukaryota, Metazoa, Arthropoda, Arachnida, Mesostigmata, Varroidae. The record is from RefSeq and is a predicted model, not a curated record.